AUGGCUUAUCAGAACGAGAACCGUGAUGAUCUUGGACAUGACGUUUGGGGCUAUCAGAAGGAGUCAGGUCUGAAGAGCUACUCUUGGACGAAGCUGAUGCUUGACGAUAGCGCUCUUCCUUCAGAUUACGACGACCCUAACCUGAAGCGCAGCCUAGAAGAUAGUUUGAUGAAACCUUCAGCCGGAAAGACGGCCAAAGACAUCGUGACAGACUACCUUCGUGGAAUGUAUACUACGUUCCAAACCGCAGUUGAGGAGCAAAUAGGACGGGAAAAUCUGCAGGACUUCCCGAUGGCAAUGUGGUCUGAGAAAGCGAAAAUUCUUACACAGGCUGCAGCAAAGGACGCAGGCUUCGCGUCAAGGUCUAUUGAUAGGAUCAUGCUCAUACCCGAACCAGAGGCAGCAGCACAUAUGGCUCUGAAAACCAGCGUGAAUCAUGUGCAUGAUCUUGUAGAAGAAGGAAGUGGUGUCAUGGUUUGUGAUCUUGGUGGAGGCACAGUGGACAUUACAACGUACGAGAUUGAAAGGAUAUCGCAAACUCUCAGACUGAAGGAACUUUGUGUCGGCAACGGUGGCAAAUGCGGCGGGACAUAUGUUGAUCGCAACCUCCAUGAGCUUCUUGCUAAACAAUUCGGAACAGCGUUCACCUGCCUCCCCUAUACUCAAACUGGCCCUGGAAGUGAAUUCGCUGACCAAUUUGAAGAUAAGAAGAAGGAAUUCAGCGUUCAGACUGCCAGCAGAAGGCCUAUGAGACUUAGCCUCAGGAUGGAGGGCCUGGCAGGAAUGCCGAGACUAGCAGAUUACUACGACCAAGGCCUGUCUAAGGUUCUCUUGACUAGGCAAGACAUGCAAAGUCUUUUCGAUCCAGUGGUGGAGAAGAUUCUGCAGCUUGUGACUGACCAAGAAACUCGGACAAGGGGAAAGAGAGGGAAAACCACCAGCACUCUUGUUCUUGUUGGAGGCUUCGGGUCACUCCCAUACGUCAAAGACAAAUUGAAGGAGUGGUGUGGCAAAUGGAACAUUCGACUAACAACUCCCAUGAAUGGAGCAGGUGUGGAAGGCUCGAUUACCACUGAAAAGAGGUGCAGACGCCACUAUGGGCACAAGGUAUCCCGGCCAUAUCAUUCAGAGAAGCAUAAGGGAUACGAUGCGUCGAAGCGGCGACUCUUAGAUCAAGCUCCUGCGACAGUAGAGAACGACAGAGUCGAGAAAAUCGGAAGGGUCGAAUACACGAUUGAUGGUCUUGACGUGGACAGCGACAGCGGAGUUGAACGGAUCAUGGACCACGGGCGCAUGGUGUAUGGGGUUCUGCUCACAUUGAGAAUCAAGAUGAGCAACGAAACAGGGCUUCUGAUAUUCAAGAUCAUGGUCGGAGAAAAGGAGGUCGGGCAAGCGAAACUUGCAUUUUCAAGCAUAUGA
Messenger RNA from Colletotrichum godetiae, 1419 nucleotides. RefSeq lists its product as uncharacterized. NCBI's taxonomy places the organism in Eukaryota, Fungi, Ascomycota, Sordariomycetes, Glomerellales, Glomerellaceae. Gene Ontology annotation, molecular function: ATP-dependent protein folding chaperone; ATP binding. The record is from RefSeq and is a predicted model, not a curated record. The transcript is spliced from 7 exons. The coding region runs from base 1 to 1419 and encodes 472 amino acids.